Manis pentadactyla (Chinese pangolin) is the source of this 4129-nucleotide messenger RNA. RefSeq names its product zinc finger protein 541-like. Bases 542 to 4117 code for a protein of 1191 amino acids. Gene Ontology annotation, molecular function: transcription corepressor activity. Gene Ontology annotation, cellular component: transcription regulator complex; histone deacetylase complex. The record is from RefSeq and is a predicted model, not a curated record. Lineage: Eukaryota; Metazoa; Chordata; Mammalia; Pholidota; Manidae. The transcript is spliced from 13 exons. Gene Ontology annotation, biological process: negative regulation of DNA-templated transcription; regulation of transcription by RNA polymerase II.
AUUUAAACCAUGAUGGUGUCACCUACAUGCUCUCUGAACAGGUAGCAGGCUGUUCUAACAGGAAAGGCAAUGCUGCGGGUAAUUCCCCUGCAGUUAACUCCUCAUAUAAGUGUACAUUAUUUCCUUUAAAAGCCCAAAGGUAAAAGUGGCUGGGAGAAAGGAUUUAUACUUCUGUAAGUUUUGGAUGAUGUAUUUCUGGAUUGCCCUUGUGAGAGGGCCAUGAUGUCAUAAGGCCCCUGCAGCCACGGCAACCUGGUUCUUAGAAUCCUUCCAGGCCACAACUGACCACAGUUGAGCCUCUGACUGGGCACUGUACUGCAGUGUGGCCAGACCAGGGUCCUUUCUCUCCCCACUACCCAGUCUACGUCUUGUUUUCUCUGUGAAUUAAGGUACUGGAGAUGGAGAAAGGGUUCCUGGGUCUCUCUUCCCGCGUCUACUGUGGUUCUAAGAGUCGGGGAGCGCUUUAGCCGAGCUCUUCCAUGUCCCCAGGUGUCUCUAACGUGGGCUUUCUCCUUCUGUUUGUUUAGACCUGAGGCUGGCCAUGCUUCAGGUGCCUAGAGAUGGUGACGAAGGAGGCAGGGCCACCUCCGGGAGCGCAGGGAAAGAAGAGCAGCAUCACACUUCACCUCAGAAGCUGCUUCUGGAUUGUAGCCUCUGCGGGAAGGUGUUCAGCCGCACCAGCUCUCUUAGCAAGCACUACCUGACGCACAGCCAGGAACGGAAACACGUUUGCGGAAUCUGCAGCAAGGCCUUUAAGCGCAAGGACCACCUGACUAGGCACUUGCUCACCCACCAGAAGACCAAGCCCUUUGCGUGCAGGGAGCAGGGCUGCAGCAAGAGCUACUGUGAUGACCGCUCCCUGCGCCGGCACUACGAGGUCCGGCACGGCUUGUGCGUCCUGAAGGAGGCCCCCCCUGAGGAAGAAGCCUGUGGGGACUCCUCUCCUGCCCACGAGGUGGCCGGCCAGCCUGCUGCGGAUGGCCUGUGGACCCUGGUGCCUCCAGAAGCCAGGUCCCCAGGCCCCCUUUUGCCCAACCGAGAGCCCCUGCGCUCUAUUGUAAGCAGCCUGGUCCACCAGGAGAUCUCUUCUUCCGGCCCGGUCCUGGCCGGGCCCUCAGUUGACGGGGAAGGGAAAAACACAGCCUGUCACUCCCCACCCUCACUGGGGCCCUACCCCUGCACCCCAGCGGCCCCAGGGACCCUGGGCAGUGAUGUUCCUGAGGCGUGUCACCCCCUGUGGAAGGAGCCCGCCACUGGGUUCACAGCCAUUCACUCCAGGGUAGCAGAGGAUGGUGGUCCACACCCAGGUGAUUCGGAGCAGCCGCCCCAGCUACCGCCCACCCUGGAGAGCGGGCAGGAGGGUGGGACCCUGCCGGCUGGCCUGCCUCUGUUCCAAGGCCAGGCAGCGCCUGCCAGUGCUGAGCCUUCAAACCACAACUUCCAGUGGCUCCGGAACCUGCCAGGCUGCCCCGAGAGCGAAGGGAACGAUGUGUUUGCCAUCCAGAAGCCCACUUCCGUGUCCCCUCAGGAGGGCUCCGAGUCUGGGCCCAGGCCCAGCAGCACCUCCCUGAUGGGGGAGCCCUCGCCCAGCGGUGGCCCCAGUCUGGAGGAUGCACUGCCCCUCCCCCCAACACUCCUGAAGGCACCUGCCGAGGCCUCCAAUGGCGCUGGAUAUGCCGGCGAGGAAGGGGACACCAGGGCUUCCAAGAAGAGCGAUUCUGACAGCGACUCCUGCUCACGGCAGCACGUGGAGGAGCCCGGCCUCCAGGAGGCCCUGAAGCCGAGUGGGCUGUCGUCUGACAACACGACGCCGCUCUCCGGGCAGUUGUUCCUGAAGUCGCAGGAGUGUCUGGUGAGUCAAGGGCAGAUGCAGGUGCUCCAGAUGAUCACCAAGUCCCAGGUGUUCAUCUCUGGCUCCCAGGUGGCUGUGGUCUCCUCCCAGCAAGCUGUGCCUGAGGGCAAGCAGGCUGUGCUGAAGCCACUGCAGGGUCUGCGGCCACACCAGCCCCCACCAUUGGCACCCACAGUUGACUCCUUCCAUCCUGGCCCUGCAAACCCAGAGCCAGAGGGAUCCCCGCCCCACAAGAGAAAAACCACGCCCGCCUUCCCCAGAGAGGCCUUGCCCGGCAGCAAUAGACGGGACACGAAGGGAGGACCAAAAGUGGCCCCUGUACCAUGGGAACCCCCUGGGAAUGCAGAUGUCUCCUCUCUGGCCAAGCAGCUGAGAUCCACGAAAGGGCCAUUAGACCUGGGGGACAUCCUCCCCACAGGGGGCCCACGGCAGACCCAGCUAACUGGGGACAAUCCUGCCGGAGCCCAGCUCCCAGGGAAGCAGGCCCAGGUGGAGAAUGGCCUGGCCUUGGGGGCCAUGAAAGGUGCAAAGGGCCCGGCCUGCUCCCAGGGCAGAGGCCACAGGCUCUUCUCUGGCAACAUGUGGGCCCAAUGUUUCUUGGACUUCCAGAAGGAGAAGGUGAAAAUGGAUACGCGCUGUGAGGCCUCUCCCAGCCAGGUGGCCAUGGCCUCCUUCUCAUCGGCCGGGCCUUCAGUGGACACCCCGCAGGACUCAAAGUCCAAGCUGACGAUAUCCAACAGGAUCCAGGAUGGAAAUACCUACCAGCUCCCCGAUCCAGUGAAGGAGGAGAGCACGGCAGGCGGAUGUAACCAGCAAAAUGGAGGCCCUGCAGACUGGGCAGAGUCAAGGAGCGCGUAUGUCUGCAAGAAUUGCAGCCAGAUGUUUUAUACAGAGGAGGGGCUAAUCAGCCAUAUGUGUUUUCUCAACGACCAGUGGCUGCCACCUCGAGCGAACCAGGACCAGCAGGGACAGGACAGAGACCAGGAGGAGAGAGAUGGGGAGGAGACCAGCCAGCCCAGAAAGCGGAGAGAGUGCCCCCGACCCAAGGCAUCAUUCCUGCCUCCCACCCCUUCUGCCUCUGGGGGGCUGGGCCCUGAAGAAGGCCACCAGAGCUGCCUGCAGUCUCCAGUGCUCCUGGGGGACCACUCCCUGCAGGGACUGUGCCCGCGUUCUCCCGAUACACCGCCCCUGGUGCUCAGCCCCAUCCGGGAGGGGUCUGGGCUAGAUUCCAGCACUCUCUGUUCCAUGUCCACUCAGGCUGGUCCUGACAAACUCAACAGCAGCAAGCUUGAUCUAGUGAAUGACGCUUCUGGCAUCUGCGCAUUCGAGGAUGACACGGAGCUCAGCACUGAACCACACAUCAGGAUAGGAGGCGAGUUUCAGGCCGAGAUCCCAGAGCUCCUGGAGCGCCCUCCUGCUGAGACCGAUGAAGAUGGAGCUUCUCUCGUCUGGAAGCCAUGGGACGAUAUGACAAGCAAUCCAGAAACACAGGAUAGAGUGACUGAACUCUGCAACUUGGCCUGCUCCAGCACGAUGCCAGGAGGGUGCACCAACCUGGAGCUCGCUCUGCACUGCCUGCACGAAGCCCAGGGUGACGUCCCGGUGGCCCUAGAGACCCUCCUACUGAGCGGACCCCAGAAGCCGCCGACUCACCCUCUCGCCAACUAUCACUACGCAGGUUCAGACGUCUGGACCCCCACAGAGAAGGAGCUGUUUAAUAAGGCAUUCCAGGCUCAUAAGAACAACUUUUCCUUGAUACACCAGAUGGUCCAGACAAAGACCGUGGCCCAGUGUGUAGAGUACUACUACACCUGGAAAAAGAGGGUCAGGUUUACUACCUCUUCUCGGGCCCCAGGACUGAAAAAGAGGGUUAAAAGAAAGCUGGCCGAGGCAGACCCAACAGAAGCAAAGGCCACUUGCAACCCUAAGAAGAGACCCAACCACCAUCCAACCGCUGAGUUGAAGACAGAGACGGAGAGUGGCAGGGGAGAAUCCGUCAUCACCGCCAGCCCAAGUGCUGCUCCCAAGCGGACCCCUGAGCCUCCGGAGCGCGUCCAGGGCCAAGGCGCUUUUCCCUGUGGGGAGUGUGAGAGGGUGUUUGACAAGAUAAAGAGUCGAAAUGCCCACAUGAAGCGGCACCGGCUUCAGGACCCCGUGGAAAGAACUGACGGGGAGGAGAGGCCAGCGAAGGCCCUUAAGCUGCAAGAGGAGGAGAAGGAGGAGGAAGGGGAGACGGGGCCUGACAUGGGCCCCUUGCAGGGGUGAUUUGGGCCGUGA